Hemibagrus wyckioides is the source of this 5727-nucleotide messenger RNA. RefSeq names its product LHFPL tetraspan subfamily member 3 (gene lhfpl3). Gene Ontology annotation, biological process: sensory perception of sound. The coding region runs from base 678 to 1328 and encodes 216 amino acids. The record is from RefSeq and is a predicted model, not a curated record. Gene Ontology annotation, cellular component: plasma membrane. The transcript is spliced from 4 exons. NCBI's taxonomy places the organism in Eukaryota, Metazoa, Chordata, Actinopteri, Siluriformes, Bagridae.
GAUAGCGCGACACUGGGGGGUUUUUAAUCCGUCUCAUUUUCGUCAAAGGGGCGUUUUUUGUUGCUCCGUGUUACAUUUCAGCAUAAGGACCAGCCGGAGUGUGUGCGUGUGUGUGUGUGUGUGUGUGUGAGAUGGUCUGUAUUAAAGGAGAGAUGGACACUGGGUGCGGGAUGCGCGCGCGUCAGACUGCUGGUAUUAGUAUUCAUGUUAUUAUUAUUAUGACCGCAGUCGCAUGAGCUCCAUCGCGGCAUCAUGAGCACCGUGUCUGCGUCCUGAAGGCACCGUUUCAGCGCGCGAGCAUCCGGUUAUUGGGUGAUGUCAAAGCCUGGGUUGUGGAUGUUGAGACGUCAUUAUUUGCUGCUACAGGAGCUGUAAGCAGUGCACGAGGCGCAGUGAGCGAGGCGGUUAUAUCAAUGCGGCAUAAUCACACGGAGCGGGGAGAAAUGGAGCAGGAGAGGCUCUGAGGGGGAAUUUCGGGCUCUUGCUAAUCAUUUCUCUACCUGCUCAGGUCUCCACCUGUGUGAGGUCACGGGGAGCCGGCACGCGCCCACCGCAUGAAUCACGCGCACUGACCGGGUCUACCAAGCCGUGUGAACUGUUUUUGAGUUUUUUUUGGGGGGGGGGUUAUUAUUAUUUUUUCUUUUUUAGAGAGAGAUUUGCACAGAAACCCUGCAGAGAUGCUCCCCGCAUCAGAAGCCGCCAAGAUCUACCAGACGAACUACGUGCGGAACUCGCGCGCCAUCGGCGUGCUGUGGGCCAUCUUCACCGUGCUGUUCGCCAUCGUCAACGUGGUGUGCUUCAUCCAGCCCUACUGGAUCGGCGACGGCGCGGAGACCCCGCAGGUCGGCUACUUCGGCCUCUUCCACUACUGCAUCGGUAACGGCGUGGCGCGCGAGCUGUCCUGCCACGGCACCUUCUCUGACUUCAGCUCCAUCCCUUCAGGAGCCUUCAAGGCCGCGUCCUUCUUCGUGGCCACCUCCAUGGUGCUGGUGCUCGCCUGCAUCGGCUGCUUCGCGCUCUUCUUCUUCUGCAGCACCGCCACCGUCUUCAAGAUCUGCGGCUGGAUGCAGCUCGCGGCAGGUACCUGCCUGGUCCUGGGAUGUCUGAUCUACCCUGACGGCUGGGAUGCGGAGCAGGUGAAGCGGAUGUGUGGAGAACAGACGGAUAAGUACACGAUCGGGAAGUGCUCGGUGCGCUGGGCCUACAUCCUGGCCAUCAUGGGCAUCAUGGACGCCCUCAUCCUCUCCUUCCUCGCCUUCGUGCUGGGAAACCGGCAGGACGGCCUCAUGGGAGACGAGCUGCUGGGAGACAAGAGUGGAAGUGCGUAGGAGCUCAGCUGGAGGAGAGUGACUCGAUCAGCUGAAAGAAGAGAAGGAGCGUCCUGUGAUCCAGUCACCUUCCAGCUGUUUACCCAGCAUCCUCCGGGGCUGAGGGAUAUGUGUCCAGAGGGAAAUAAAGGAAGACGUCCAGAUUGUGGAAGAAGAAAAGACUUUACACGGCUGUGAGGACUGGACCAGGCAGCUACACACACACACACACACACACACACACACUGCUGUUUAGUCUGUUAGGAUCAGUGUUUCAUCUGUUUGUCUUUACACACACACACACCUGAUAUAAACGUGUCCGUGUUUGGAGUUUGUUCGUUAUUUUCGUGUGUUUAGUCGACCGGACUGAACUCUCCAGGUGAGCGUGAAGAGACCGUUUCCAUGGCGAUGGAUGACGGCAGAGGAUUUCGGGGAAGCCGCGGCAACCUCCGUGUCCUUUCAAAAGAAAAUGACCACAGCAGCGGUGGCAGAAGAAAACCCCGGUGUGUUUCUUUAGCAGGAUUCUGUAGACAGAUGGUGACGAAGGCUGCGUGUCAGUGCCGUGAUGUUUACUUCUGUCUCAAAAGCGUUAAACUGAUCUACACAUAAAAAUAAACAUGGCUAAAGUCCAGUGUAACAGUAAACAGUCUGAAGAAAACAUCAACACUCAACACGUGUAUUUAGCUUUCAGCGUUACACCGAGUCUCCGUUUAAAACUAAACACGGCUACGUGCCGGAUAGCUGGACUCUGAAGCCCCGCCUCCAUGGAGUUUACCACUGGCAGUGUGUAUUAGCAUGCUAGUUUAUGAGAGUAGACACACACACACACACACACACACUCAGUUAUCAUGUGGAACAGAAAUGAAAUUCCUUCCAAACAACAAAAUUCAUUAAAAUUUGUAUUCAUUAGUUUAUAAAUUUUUUAAUAUGAUUUCUAUUAUUACUUUCUGUAUUAAAGGUCAUUUUUUUAUUUAUUUUAUUUUAUUUGUUUGAUCAUUUUCUUCUAGAUAAUUCUAUUAUAUUUUGUUUUGAGGUUUUAUGUUUUAUGGAAUACCCUUUUUAAAAAAUUUUAUUAUUUUAUUUAUUCUAUUAUUUUUUUCAUCAUUUAUUUUGAAGGAUUCUGUUCCGUUGAAUGUCUUAAAAAUUCUCUCUCUCUCUUUUUAUUUUAGCCCAAUUUAUUUUAUUUUAAUCUGUGUUCUAUAUUUUAAUUUUUUUUUUAAAGAACUCUUUUAUUUUUUUUAUUUCAUCAGGAGAGGUUACAUGUGAUUAAAGGAAAUAUCUGGACACUUCACUUAAAAAAAAAAAAAAUCAUAAAUUUUUGGUUAUUUUUGGCCAUGAAAAAAAAUGUAGAUAAAUUAUAGAUCAUUAUUUAAAAAAAAAAAAAAAAAAAAAAAGUUGAAGAAGCUUCAGUGAGUGUUUAAUGGUCUAAGUGUCCAUGUUAGUUAUAGUUAGUUAUAGCCUGCAGCUGUGUGUGUGUGUGUGUGUGUGUGUGUGUUGUGUAACACUGUGAGUGAGCUGACACUCUGCUAGCUAACGCAUCUCCAUGGUUGUAGCUCAGUUAUUUGUUUUGUUUCUGUAGGAAUCUUUGCUAGGUGUGGUCAGUUCUCAGGUGAGUUAAUGAACUAGCGAGUGAGUGACAGGCGGUCAUUAAAGCUCGUUAAGUGAUGGUUAAAAUGCUGCUCAAUACGAUGAAGACAUCAGAACUUUCACACACUUUAAGCGUGACUUUUUUAAUGUGUUUAUAGAUUUGGUUCGUGUUUUUACGGCUAGAAAAAAUACGACACUAGAAACAUCUGCAGUACAGCAUGACGAGCCGGAACAGAAGGGGCGGGGCUUGGAACAGGACAGAAUAGCGAUGGAAAGUUUGGAUCAUUUUACCGACUCGGAUCUUUGAAUCCCGUUCAGCAAAAUGAACGAAUCUUUUUACCAGUCGUUUUGUUCAUUUCAGCAGAAUAUAAUUAGAGUGUUAUGUGUUAAUAGCCAAUUCCCUCCACACAAAACUAUAAAUCAUCCAAGGCCAAAACCAGACUGACCAGAACCAGAACAGAACAUUUUUAUUUUUCAGAAAAUCUUCAUUGCACAAAUCUGCAUUCAAAUUGAUAAUUCGAUGAUAAUUCCUAAAUAUUAUACAAUACAUUAGCAUUAUUGACUUUAAGAUACCAGUCCAGGAAGUGGUCACGUGAUGAACGAACAAACGGCUCAGGCCCGAAGACUCAGGAGAUGAACGAAUCAUUUCUGUUUCCUCCACAGACUGCAGAGCCGAAGCCUAUGAGGCUGUCACGCGACGAACGAACAACUUGGGAGAUAAUCUAAUCAUGUUUCCCGUACAGAACCGAUGCGCAGUCGGAAAAUGAAUGAAUCACUCUCUGAGACAGCUCAUUAUUCCAGAGUCAUAUUAAGGAUUCGUUCAAAAUAAACGACUCGUUCAUGAACGACACAUCACUAGGACAGACAGAACCAACAUGGCUGCCGGAUUAGCUAACUCUACUAGCUCUGUGCACACUAACCAUCUCUGCUGCUUCCUUUCAAGCGUUAAGUUUCUUCAUAACUUCUCUGGACACAUCGUACACGACAGGACGAGAUGAAACCGCGCUCAGUUCCAUCCAUUUCUGUGUCAGUCUGUGGAGUCUAACGCCCGCUGUGAGGGAACAACUGAGGAAAUGUUGAAUCCCAUGCGCUCGCGCUGAUUGUUUGGAAUCGUCACGUGCUGUACAUCAUUUGAGUAAAAACAAGAAAGUAAAUUGUCGUUUAUUACACAGAUAAACACACACAGAUUUGUCACAGAUAAACACACACACACACACGGUGAGAAAUAAACGAUCGUCUGGCGCUUUAUCACUCGCUAGCAUGAAGAUAAACUUCUACUGUUCUACGUCAUUGCACGGUGAAAACUUUUACAUGUGAUGUCAUCAUGUGUGAUCUGGGCUAAUGUUUGCUAGCCAACCUCAUACGCUAGUUCUUCAGCUAUCUGAUAGAAGGAAGCUCGCUAACCUGAUAGGCUAGCUCUUCAGCUAUCUGAUGGAAGGAAGCUUGCUAACCUGAGGUAAAGAUGAGGUUUAGUCGCUCUGUUUUGCUGAUGGGAUCGAGUCACAGCCUUCACGCGGCGUGUGUUGUGAGAGACACGUGGUAUUUACGUUGUAUAUAUUUUGUCUAUUGUGUUUGUUUAUUUGAGGUCCAGCAGGUCUGCGUCUGUUAGCCAGCUAGCAAAUCUAUGCUAAGAACAGCAGCUUCGAGUCACGCUCAUAACCUUCACUGAUAACGCUAACUAGCCAGCUAGCAUAAACCUUACCUUUUUUGUUUUGUUUUUUUGAGUAAUCAGAUCUUAGCGUGGGCGUGUCUUAGAGUUCAUACACUGGCCGCCAGUCUGCAGACCCACCCUUGAAUUUUUUUUCUCCUGAAUUUAUUGUCAUUGAAGUGUAAAUGUAAGAUUGUUAUGUAUAAAAAAAGACAAAUGUGACAUCAUGAAAGAGGAAGGUGUUCUAAUUUUUUAAAAAAUAAAAUAUUGUAAUAUUGUAAACUGUUUAAGAAAAAAAAAACAGCACUGAAAACGAUCUUGAUGGACAGAAACACGGUUGUAGGUGAAAUAAUAACGUGUUUGGACGUGUUUUGUACGCACGUGUCCUGAUUUCACGCAGUAACACUGUCUCUAUGCUACAAGGCUGGAAACAUGCUAAAUUUUCACAUUUUGCAUCAAAUACUGUUUACUUUAGCUAGCAAAUUAGCUUAGCUAGCUUGCAAACUAAAGACAUGUUAGCUAGCUAACCUAAUGUUAAUGCUCACUCUUCAAGUGUAAGUCUAGUUUCUUGAAAUUACCUAGCUCACUAGGUUUCCUACAAAGCUAGCUAACAUAAGGAAUUGCUUUUGCCUGAACACAGCCUUCAGUGCUAUCUUAACAUGAAUGCUAGCUCUUCUGCAGUGAGCUUAGCUAUCUGACGCAAAGCAGCUACAUCACUCUGUGUGACUCGUGCCUGGUUUUAAUUCUGUAAUGUAGCACAUUAGCUAGCUCUCUGAAAAAAUCAGCGUUCUGCUUAAUGUCCGCUAGCUAACAUGACAUUAAAGCCUAGCUAGCGGAUAUUAAAGAUCGAACCAGGCUGGCUAGGAAGCUAGCUAGGUAAUGUGAGGUAAACAAUUCUGGAUUGCUAUUGGCUGAUCCCCUUUAUAGCAUCGCUCUGUAAAAUCAGGACACGACUCGUACUAAACUGAUUUAGAAUUAAUUCUUAUUGUUAUUAUUAUUCUGAUUAUGAUAUCCGUACAUUACUGAAGUCCCCAAUGUCGGGUGUCUGUCUCGUCUGAUGUUCUUGUAUAUAGAAUUUAAAAAAGAAAACGAAAGAAAGAAAUGUAAAUAUUCCAUAAUAUCAUAAAUAAAAACACGCUGUAGAGACUGAUUCAGACGUAAGUGAAUAAAACGUUCUCCCAAAGA